This is a messenger RNA of Trichomonas vaginalis G3, 1005 nucleotides long. RefSeq names its product DNA/RNA polymerases family. The transcript has a single exon. Lineage: Eukaryota; Parabasalia; Trichomonadida; Trichomonadidae. The record is from RefSeq and is a predicted model, not a curated record. The annotation marks the transcript as partial.
CUUACAGAAACUUUUGUACCAAAAGACGAAACAAACUUUUCAUUGUUAGCAAGACCAAAAGUUGUUCCAGACAAAGUUCUAGUACAAAAGAAGUACACAAUUCCAAAAGGAGUUGGAUUGUUCGGAUACCAACCUGAACCAGAAGAACUUCCAAUGAGGUUGCAAGAACUUCAAGAUGCUAUAAACAAACUUCCAUUGAGACAUCCAAUUGACGUCAAAUUGUAUUGGAGAGCUUCUGAGUUAGGUCAGAAGGUUUUAUAUGAAACAGGUUGCUUCGACGAUGUUUAUGAGAUAACAGGAGAAGUUUCUCAGAAGAUAAGAGACUCACUUGAAUUUCCAAAAACUGGUCCGAUUGGAUGCGACAAGUUCGACUCAGAUGAAAAGAUAUACUAUGUCGACCUUAACGCUGCAUACAUGAGGUUUGUCCAAUAUAUCCCGACUGGAAUUCCAAACGAAGACGGUGAGUUCCCAGGAAGGAACUAUACAGUUGGAAAAGUCAUACAACAACUGUAUGAUAUUAGGAAAGCUUCAAACCCCAAACUUGCAAUGACACUCAAAUUGCUUAUGAAUUCGACAUGGGGAUAUUCCAUUAAGAAACCUCAAGAGAUGAAGAGUAAACAUUAUGAGAAGGUCGACAACUUUGUUGAAAGGUUUUCUCCUUUUGUUUUGAAGUACGAAUUCACUCAAGGUCAAAGUGGCUUAGUAACCACAUUAAAACCUAUUGUCGAACAUUGGUCCUAUCCUCAGUUCGCAAAGGCAGUCCUUGACAACUACAACAAAUUCUUCUCCGAAGUCAAAUCCAAAGUGAAGGUUUACUAUGAGAACAUUGACGCACUCAUGACGAACGAAGAAGGCUAUAACAAACUCAUUGAAAUGGGAAUGGUCGGUGAAAAGAUGGGUCAAUUCAAAUUGGACAAAAUUUUCACCGAAGUUCAUGUCCUCUCCAAGCGUAAGUACUGGGGCAUACUUGAAGACGGCACAGAAAUAAAACAUUGCAUGAAGUAA